AUGACCGUAACAUACACCGGUGAAGUUGCAACUUGUAGAGGUUUUGGAACAUUUUUAAAAGUUUUAAAUAGAUGGCGAGGAAGUAUAUAUAAACUAAUAUGGUUGGAUUUAUUAGUUUUUUUACUAUUAUAUUACAUACUGAAUUUGGUUUAUCGAUUGCUCCUGAAUGAAGAAUCUAAAAGGACAUUCGAAGGAGUAGUGAACUAUUGCAGUUUUCACGGUAAUGUUAUUCCGUUGUCUUUCGUGCUAGGUUUUUAUGUGUCUGUCGUGAUGAACCGCUGGUGGAAUCAGUACACAACCAUUCCAUGGCCAGACUCUAUUGCUGUGUUUGUUUCAGCCAGUAUACACGGACAAGACGAGCGUGGUCGGUUGAUGCGUCGUACUAUAGUACGUUAUGUAUGCCUUUGCCUCACUAUGGUGCUAACUAUGAUCUCUCCUAGAGUUAAGAAAAGAUUUCCGACACUAGAUAAUUUGGUAGAAGCUGGUCUUCUGCUGGACAAUGAAAAGACAAUUUUAGAGAAUUUAAAUGAUAAGUUCCCAAAGCCGUCAAAACAUUGGUUACCUAUAGUUUGGGCGACAAGUAUAGUGACAAGAGCCCGGAAAGAGGGACGGAUUCGUGAUGAUUUUGCAGUCAAGACAAUAAUUGACGAAUUAAAUAAAUUCAGAGGUCAGGCUGGGCUUCUACUCAGCUACGACACUAUAAGUGUUCCUCUAGUUUACACGCAGGUAGUAACCAUCGCUGUUUACUCAUAUUUUAUAACUUCAGCGUUGGGUAGCCAAUGGAUCGAUAACAAGCUGCAAUCACAUUCUUCUUCAGUCUAUAUAAGUAAUAUAGACCUUUAUUUUCCGAUAUUUACAACAUUAGAAUUCUUCUUCUACAUGGGAUGGCUAAAAGUGGCGGAGUCUCUUAUAAACCCAUUCGGUGAAGACGACGAUGACUUCGAAGUGAAUUGGAUUGUAGACAGAGAUUUACAGGUUUCGUAUAUGAUUGUGGACGAAAUGCAUCACGAACAUCCAGAACUGAUCAAAGAUCAGUAUUGGGACGAAGUGUUCCCGUCUGAGUUGCCAUACACGAUUGCAACAGAAAACCAGCGAGAAGAGCAUCCAGAACCUUCCACAGCGCGUGUGGCGGUCCCUCCUAGACAGCGAAGCAUGGUCACCGUAGCGCCCUCCAGUGUGAAAAUCGACGAAAUGGUCCCCUCUAACACCGUGAGUUACAAGUUCGCCCCGCCCGAGCAAUUACAAAUGAAUGACGAUGCGCAAUCUGGGAUACAUUUUAUUGUAUCGAGAGGAAGCAAGCGUGGGAAGAAAGAAGAUAGGAAUUCGAUGGGGUCGAGUAACUCGAUGGCAUCUUUGCAACAAAUACCUAUGACACGAGUGAAUUCUGUCACAUCUAUGUUGAAACGACUCUUUUCGAAGGACGAUCAACGACAGCAGUCGGCCACUCCUGCGGCGACACAAACAGAUGGCGGUAAUCGUUUUAUGAUAUCGGCUAGUAACCCAACAUUGAAUAAGCCGGCAACAGCGGGUGGUGGAAGUAUGAAGAUUGCCAACGAAGUCAUAGAAGAAGUAGAUGAACAAACCACUAUCACUAGCAUGGGAAAACGGCCGGAAGUUAGACCGACAGCUAUGAGUUUGUUCGCGCAGGGACCGCUCACACCAAGUGACCCCUUAAAUGUGCCUUCGAGGAAUUCUAAUCACAGUUCCAAAGACACCCGACUAUCAACAUCUGCGCCAUCAUCACAAUGGAUACGAUCUGGCGAGAACGAUGUAGACGGUGACCUCAGUCCUACUGCCAAAUCCUUUAGUACUCAGGCGUCGUUUCCUAACAUGCAACGGCCACGCCUAGACAGCGAUGUGGGGCCUUCGUUGAGUGCAGCGGGCAGUCAGACUUUGAUGGACGAAGUGGACGGCGCCGAGGACGCGGACACGGACGACUUCGACCGCCUGCGCAACAUCCGCGAGCAGCACCGCCGCGAGAAGUACUUGCAGAAGCUCAUGGCGCGCUCCGUCAGCGCGCAGCAGCCUACCGGCAGUGGAGAUUUGAUAGAUAACGAUUUGUUAAUAGAGGAACUUAUUAAACAAUCGAAACAGACCAAAGGAGAAGACUCGAAAGAUGAUACAACU
Messenger RNA from Brenthis ino (lesser marbled fritillary), 2127 nucleotides. The record is from the annotation of a GenBank genome assembly. Lineage: Eukaryota; Metazoa; Arthropoda; Insecta; Lepidoptera; Nymphalidae.